GAGCCCCUCCCAGGUGCUUGUGGAGGAGCCACCAGCUCCCAGGUCACCAGACUAGCGCCACGCUAUGGGGGGUCUGAGGCCCUGGGCCCGGUACAUGCUCCUAGUUGUGGCCCACCUGCUGGCCAUGGGGCUUGGGGCUGUGGUACUCCAGGCCUUGGAGGGCCCCCCAGCGCUCCAGCUCCAGACCCAGCUCCAGGCCGAGCUGGCUACCUUCCAGGCAGAUUACGGGGCCUGCCUGCCACCUGGAGCACUGGAAGAGCUACUGGGCGUGGCCUUGAGAGCACAAGCCCACGGAGUCUCCAGCCUGGGCAACAGUUCUGAGGCCAGCAACUGGAAUCUGCCCUCGGCCCUCCUCUUCACUGCCAGCAUCCUCACCACCACGGGUUAUGGCCACAUGGCCCCACUAUCGGCAGGAGGAAAGGCCUUCUGUGUGGUCUAUGCAUCCCUGGGGCUGCCAGCCUCCCUAGUUCUUGUGGCCACCCUGCGCCACUGCCUGCUGCCUGUGUUUAGAUGCCCAGGUACCUGGGUAGCAGCCCGCUGGCAGCUGGCACCAGCACAGGCUGCACUGCUGCAGGCAGCAGGACUGGGCCUGUUGGUGGCCUGCAUCUUUGUGCUACUGCCGGCACUGGUGCUGUGGGGUCUGCAGGGUGACUGCAGCCUACUGGAGGCCAUCUACUUCUGCUUUGGCUCACUCAGCACCAUCGGGCUGGGGGACUUGCUGCCCAGUCAAGGUCAUGGCCUGCAUCCAGCAAUUUACCACCUUGGCCAGCUUGCACUUCUUGGUUACUUGCUCUUAGGGCUCCUGGCCAUGCUGCUGGCGGUGGAGACCUUUUCAGAGCUGCCACAGGUCCGUGCCAUAGUGAAGUUCUUUGGGCCCAGUGACUCGAUGACCCCUGAGGACCAAGGUGGCAUCCUGGGCCAGGAUGAGCUGUCUCUGAGCACCCUGCCUCCUGAUGCCCCAGCUGCGGGACAGGCACCAGCUUGCUGACAGGUGUCAGGUGACCGAGUUCAGCUCCUUUAAGAUGGAAGAUUCUGAGGAGACGGCCAGGGGUCCUUGGGGAGGAACCUGGAGAUGGGGGCGGGGGGUGCCAGAACUUCAUGUAAUCGAGGGUUAAAGAAAAUAAAUGGCAACAGCUCCA
Molecule: messenger RNA, 1139 nt
Organism: Ictidomys tridecemlineatus (thirteen-lined ground squirrel)
Lineage: Eukaryota; Metazoa; Chordata; Mammalia; Rodentia; Sciuridae
Gene: Kcnk7
Product: potassium two pore domain channel subfamily K member 7
Biological process (GO): potassium ion transmembrane transport; stabilization of membrane potential
Cellular component (GO): plasma membrane
Molecular function (GO): outward rectifier potassium channel activity; potassium ion leak channel activity
Source: RefSeq, a predicted model, not a curated record